Molecule: messenger RNA, 2604 nt
Organism: Fonsecaea nubica
Lineage: Eukaryota; Fungi; Ascomycota; Eurotiomycetes; Chaetothyriales; Herpotrichiellaceae
Exons: 2
Coding region: 1-2604 (867 amino acids)
Source: RefSeq, a predicted model, not a curated record
AUGACUAAAAGUCUUUCUGCAGCGAGCUGCAUCUCGAACCAAACCCCGAGGUUUGUGUGGAUAUCCGACGCACUCUUGACAGACACCUUCGAUCGGUUUGGUCACCACAAGCGGUAUGGCAGCAGCGUGCCAGGUCCCCUGGAGGCACAGCGGCGCGCUGCGAGACGCAAAAAUACAAGUCUGGCAUAUGCCAGCCCCGGGGGUAUCGCAGCUGAUCCUUCAAUUGUCCUCGGAAGCUCUGCGAACAAGCUAGCUUGGUGGCAGUCUCCCCAGCAUGGAGAGGCCGCAGACUCAGCUUCUCCGCGAGUCCUACCAUCGUGGCUCUUUCCCUUUGAAAGCUCGCCCGCCCUCACAAAGCCCGCGAUUGUCGCACGCCAACCAGAAGAGACAAUACCAGAGUCGAGGAAAAGAUCUGAAAUCGAGACGAAUCAACUGUCCCACUGCAAAACUCUAGUCGAAAUUAAGGACUGGGUUCAAGAUGGAGGAGUCAAUCUGCGUGAAAAUGGUCAUGUCCGAGCUGCGAUACCGAAACAUAUCCUCGAGGCGGAAUUCCAGAUACACGAGAUCGCAUCGUACAUAUGCGACCCGAUAUUUCAUCCACCGGGAACGUCAUAUAUUCUUGAAUUAAUGCGCGGCCUUCUCGAUCGUACUUGGGACGCGACCUCCUGGGGAGUCCUGCAUGAUGCUCUUUGUUCUGCUACUGAACUAGGCCUACUCAACGUGAAUGAUCUGAAGGAGGUCAUUAGCGAGUUGGUCAGUCUGACGGAGGUACGGCUAACCGACACCCACGGCAAGAAGAAAAAAGUGAAGGCCAAUGCCCAAAUGUACCUGAUCUACGGAAUUCUGGAUUCGCUCGAUCGCUCUACAAUUUUGCGCAUUACCGACCUUGGGCCGCCCUUUCUGACCGGACUCUUCUCGAAGUUUGCGACACUGAGAUACUACCGUGGCUGGUGCCGGAAGUUAUUGUGGCGUCUCCUCCCAUGGGCACCGAAAUCUGACAUUCCCGUCAUUCGUCGGAUUACGCUGAAACAGCUCCAUUAUGCCUGUCAACACAAUCUUCAAGAGAAAGUAGGACGAAUACUCGCCGAAAGGCUGGCAGCGGCCGACUCGGAGGUUUUACAGCUCGCCCUGGUUGAUAUAACGGAGAAGUUGCUGAACAUGUCGAUGGAAUCCCGCACGAUGCUGUACAAGUACCUGUGGCAUCACUGGUGUGGUACACUGGCCAUUCUUGGAUCACCAGGUUAUAAUGUCUCUCUGACAGAGGAAGCGUGGGCUUCUGUGCAAUCUACGAGAAGCUCCCUACUACAAGAUCAACGUCUGUUGGCAUUUGCCUGGACUGCAAUGCAUCUCUCUUCAGAUCGUCAACAAUCCGUGAAAAUGGAGGAUGGGAUGCGGUUUCUCGACCUCUUUGAAAACUUGCUGCGGUCGAUACCAGAGUUUACUGAAGACUUCCUGGAUCGCGCUGUUCUUGAGCCUGCUUGUAUGGCUCUGCCGAACAACCACAUCCUCCUUCGAAAUCUUACGAGACUAUCGGGUAGAGCAGAGGAACUGCUACCUGCGUUGGACAGUAAAUGCACUGGCCAGUCGAUAUUGAAACCGGGCUUAUCUCCAAGCUUGAUCGACAAACGCAUCCAGAAUGCUCACUUUGCAGGCCACGAGGCAUUGGCAGAGCUGAUCGAGAGUUCAAACAAAGAUCUUUCGGCCUUCAAGAUCUUAUCACGGAGGAUGAUACACAAAAGCACAGCAUCGUUUGGCUUUGUCUGCCACCUCCUAGAGACCAAUCCGCUGUUCAAGUUAGCGUUAAGGACACCUCACCUUCUUGUUGCAAGGCCAUCCCUUCAAACUGGUACGUUCGCGAAUCUCAGCACUCCAGUGGGAAGUAAAACAGUCUCGUCCUCAAAACCAGAAGAUGCGUCGAGCGAUUGGAGCUUACCCAGCAGAGAUGAAGUAAUUGAUCUGAUAGGUCAUCUUGCCCUCUCAUUUGCAACUUCGAAUGUCGCCACCCCCCGGGCUGCACUCCGCAGAGUCUACUGGUGCUAUCUGUUCCUGCGCCGCUAUGGAGCACCUGUCUCGCCAGCCAUCAGUCGAGCGUUGUGGCACGUCGGCGUCACACGAUAUGGUGAUCAAGGCACGCCGGCAACACUGUUGAAGUGGAUCCUGUUACAAGUCAAACAGGUAGAGGGGGAGAAUGUUGCAAACCUAUUGCUCUGGAAUGAGACAUUUCGCCAAACACGUCAAGAUCAGAUUGCCGUUUUGACCAAAAUUGACGAAGAAGAGGAAAAGAGACUUCUUGUCGAGUUGGAUGUUACAGCUACAAAAUACCAAGAGGGUGAAGACGAGGAGCUCGCAGCGUUACAGUCGAGAGGUUUGGCAUCCCCUGACGGCGAUAUUCUUAGUCACGAGGAGAAAGGAGACUCAGAGCUGCUGAGGAAAAUCAUGUUCCUCAAGUCCGAGCCGCCGUACAAGCCAUUUUGGAUGCCCAGAGAGCAAAGGAUGGCCGAUUGGCGCAUAUCCUCAACGACGGAUGUGGAGGGGAAGAAGGAAAUACUGCAGCGCAGGGCAGUGGAAGCUCUGAAGGUUGCGAACCUAAUGUAUCGAGGCUGA